CAGAGCUUUUUUCUCUCGAAAUGCAGUGACAAUUGUAAUGGUUCCAGCUUUAAUUGUAAUACAUUGGGGGUGGUAUAAACUUCAAGACUUUGAAGUUUUCGUGAAGAAAGAAGAAAAGAAAGAAUUACCUAUUGUUAUAAGCUCAAGAGUUGUAUCACACCUCGCAGGACCAGCAACUGAAGAAAAUGGCAUCCACCAAUGUUUCUGUAGUUCUGCAGCCAUUAGACAGCUCUGACUUCAUCUCUACGCUUCGUUCAUUUCACAGAAUAUUGCUGUCAUGUGUUGGACCAGAAGGUGGAAUCAAAAUCCUUGUAUCAGGAGCUGGCUAUACAACCUUCACUUCUUCAUCAUCUAGAUUACUAAAUAAUAUUACACUGGCAAACCCAAUAUGUCUGUUUGUAAAUCAGAUAAUGAAAUCACAAAUAAAUGCUCAUCAUGAUCAUGGCCUGUAUACAGGCAUUUUAAUUACAUCUCUAUUAGAAAAAGUUUUAUCACAUCAUACUGGACUUCGUGUUCCCAAAGCAGCUAGUAUAAUAGAACACUUGAAUUCCAUAUUGACAGGCUUAUUUGAUUUGAGCUGUAUAAAACUGAAAGUAGACUUUAGCACAGUUAAGCAACUUUUACCAUUGGUAAAAUCUAUUCUGUCAUCAAAACCAGCAUGUGGAUUAAGACGAGUUGAUGUCCAAGAUUUACAGUUGAACAUUGUGAAAGGAUUUCUUCAAACCACUGGCCAAACAAUGGGAGAUGUUAUUGUGGAAUGUACCGAAGCCUCUGAAAUAAAAAGUCAUGUAUUCCCAGGAAUUCUUUACCAGAUAAAUUAUGAUGACAUAUCAACAAUCUUGCAUCAGAAAUGUAAUAAAAAUGGCUCUAUGUCUUUGAUCUUGUUUAAUAUCAUGCUGACAGGUGAAGGAAAUUCAAAAAUUUCAGAGAAUAGGAGCAUUAAAUUGGAAGGACCUCAAGAUGACAUUUGUUUUGUAGAUGAGGCACUAAAACUAUUUGAACAAAUUGUAGAGUUGGAUGUUGAUAUUAUUGCUUGUCAGAAAUUGGUGCAUCCGACCCUGUAUCUUUACCUGCGGAGAAAAGGAAUAUUGUUAUUGGAUCGCAUGGGUACGGAGUUGACACAUGCACUGGAGAAAUUAUCAGGAGCAACACCUAUUUCUAGCAUUGGGCACUGUCCACGAGAUCCAGAUUGCCUGCGUUCAUUACUUGGUACUAUAGAGGUACUAAGACUGGUGGUUCAGGGACAGAAGUUCUAUGUCUCAUUGGAGAAAGCUGGUAGUAACAUAUCAACUCUGAUUGCUCAUGCACCUAACGAGGAGGCUGCCAUGGAACUGAAGGUUGUAAUAAAGCAAUCCCUGAGUGCUCUUCGCUGUUUAAUGGUGUGUCCUGCUGUAGUGCCUGGAGCAGGGUGUUUGGAAACUUCCCUUGCCAUCAGACUGCAGAAUCAGGCAGUACGUGAGUUUGACAGGUACAGCUGCACUAGAAGUCAACUAGAAUCAUAUGUGUCAUGGCUGCAGAUAGCUCUUCUUUCAGCAGCAGGUUUCAAAACAGAUUCCUGUCUGUUAACAGUAGACACAGUGUUUGGUCAUGCAUGGAAGCCCAACACAGAGACUUGUUGUUGUGGUUUGGUUUCAAUGCAGAUGGUGCGCGAUGGAAGUGGGAAGUGGAUAGAAGUGUUCAACAAUCAUGGAAUCUUGUUGUUGCAAGAUUUUACUGUGUUAUCAUCCUUAUCUUCAGUUCCUCUUACUGUGAAAGAAGAAGCUGUUGUAGACUUAUAUCAUAGUAAAUACAGUGCUGUGAAAUUGUCUCUAGAGAGCUGUGUAAACUUGUUGGGUAUAGGAAUGAUUGUGUACAAAGCACUUAAUGAUUAAUAACACUGUAUAUUUACAUGUUU
Zootermopsis nevadensis is the source of this 1894-nucleotide messenger RNA. Its product is annotated as molecular chaperone MKKS. Lineage: Eukaryota; Metazoa; Arthropoda; Insecta; Blattodea; Termopsidae. The record is from RefSeq and is a predicted model, not a curated record. Gene Ontology annotation, molecular function: ATP binding. Gene Ontology annotation, cellular component: nucleus; cytoplasm; kinociliary basal body. Gene Ontology annotation, biological process: protein folding; cilium assembly; chaperone-mediated protein complex assembly.